This is a messenger RNA of Eimeria mitis, 528 nucleotides long. RefSeq lists its product as uncharacterized. Lineage: Eukaryota; Apicomplexa; Conoidasida; Eucoccidiorida; Eimeriidae. Bases 1 to 528 code for a protein of 175 amino acids. The transcript has a single exon. The record is from RefSeq and is a predicted model, not a curated record.
AUGUUUGUUGCAGCAGAGGUAUUAGGAGAGAACGCCAAGAGAGACGAAUGGUGGGAAGCAACAUUAGACACCCUUCCGGUGUAUACACGCCCCUCUCAGUCUUCUGUUGGCCGCCGCACAGCAGAACAAAAUGUACUGUUAGCCAGGCUGCUGCAGAACGGACUUGAAUUCUAUAAAAGGGGGUUGAGACCCCCUUCAGGUUAUCUCGUUCCUGUUAAGCAAAUUAUCUUCUCUACACCGGCGUUGCCGGCGCUGCAGCGAAGUCCAUGGGCGCAUUUCCGGGCGGAUGACGAGGAGUGGCAGCAGCAGCAGCAGCUGCUGCUGCACCUGCAGGAUCGGCUGCCGGCGUCGGAACCACUGCAAGAGGAAGAGCAGCGGGAAGAGCAGCAGCAACAGCAAAAGCGGCAGGAGGAGCAGCAGCAACAGCAACUGCAGCAUGAAGAGCAGCAGAAGCAGCAACAGCAGCAUGAAGACCAGCAGCUACAGGACCAGCAGCAGGAGGAGCAGCAGCAACAGCAGUUGCAGUAG